Messenger RNA from Papilio machaon (common yellow swallowtail), 4301 nucleotides. RefSeq names its product toll-like receptor 7 (gene 18w). The transcript has a single exon. Lineage: Eukaryota; Metazoa; Arthropoda; Insecta; Lepidoptera; Papilionidae. Gene Ontology annotation, biological process: signal transduction. The record is from RefSeq and is a predicted model, not a curated record. The coding region runs from base 296 to 4207 and encodes 1303 amino acids. Gene Ontology annotation, molecular function: protein binding.
GCCGCGGACAGGACGUACCACAACCCGCGCUGGUAUUUAUCACACGUUGUGAAUAUUUAAUAGACACAAAAGUUAAAUAAAGUGUUAUCGUAAGAGCAGGGAUGUUAAAAUUUAAAUUAGCAUUUAUCUGCGAACUCUAUAUAUGCUGCUGACAUUGGACUUGAAGUGAAGUGAAAUGUUACGAAGUUUUUCUUCAUCAGUUAAACGUGCCAUGUACUUUGUUUCGGAAAUGGUGAUAUCGACCCAAAGGGAGUGUUUAUGAGACGUUUGUUAGUGAAAUGAAAAAUCUGUGAUAAUGUAUGCUAUAGCGAUUGUACUAUGUGCGCUCCUGCACGCCGCAUGGACUGUGCAGUACGGCUCGGACAAGUGUGCCCGAGUCUCCGGCACUAACGUGCUGUGCAAAAUACGGACCCUCGACGGCGACGGCAGCAGCAUCACCUCAGUUAACUCCGAUACUAGUAUUUUAUCAGUAGAAUGUAACCACCUGCUCCUUUUUGAAAGUUCACUUCGCGCUCACUACUUUAGUUCAGUUGAGUUCCUUAGCGAGUUGUCCAUUACUAACUGCAAGCUGUUACAUAUACCAGACUACACCUUUCAAGAUGUGAGCAAACUAAAAAGGCUAAAAAUUCGUUCGAAGAAUUCCGAGUGGAGCCCUACCAAGAAUAUGGAAAUAUCUCUGAACGCGUUCAAUGGAUUGUCGGAACUACAUUCGUUGGAUCUUGCUCAAAAUAACAUAAAGUUCGUUCCUUCCGGAGUAUUUUGUUCGCUGGAGAAUCUGAAUGUAUUAAAUUUAACGAACAAUAGAAUUAGAACAGUCGGCCAAAUUGGUUUUGGCCAGGGCUGUGGUUCGGGUUUGCAUACUUUAGACUUGAGCUACAAUGAAAUUAAAACAUUACCUGAGGAGACGGAGUUACUUAAAUUAAGAAGUCUGCAGCAUUUAUAUCUACAACAUAACAACAUCAGCGACAUAUCGAGCGAGGCGUUUAAUGGUUUGACCUCAUUAAGAGUAUUGAACAUAUCACACAACCGUCUACAUACAUUGCCUGAAGGACUAUUUUCCAACGCAAAAGAAUUACGAGAAAUAUAUCUUAAUGAAAAUUCUUUAUUUGAAUUAGCAAGAGGAAUAUUUCACCAUUUAGAACAACUAAUCGUUCUAGAUUUAUCAAGUAAUCAAUUAACAAGUAAUCAUAUCGACGACGGCACUUUCAAGGGACUGAUCAGAUUAAUAGUUUUAAAUUUAUCAAAUAACGCCCUCACAAGAAUAGAUGGAAAAACAUUUAAAGAUUUAUUCUUUCUACAAAUUUUGAAUUUGAAAAAUAAUUCCGUUGGAUAUAUUGAAGACAACGCGUUUUUGCCUCUUUAUAAUCUUCACACGCUUAAUUUAGCGGAAAAUAGACUUCACACUAUUGAUGAGAAUUUAUUCAACGGUUUGUUUGUGCUAAGUAAGUUGACUCUGAAUAACAACCUACUUGUCAAUAUUGAUCGAAAAGCUUUCAAAAACUGCUCCGACUUGAAAGAACUGGAUUUGAGCUCUAAUCAACUAAUGGAGAUACCCGACGCAUUGUGGGAACUUCCUUUCUUGAAAACGCUCGAUCUCGGCGAAAACCAAAUAUCCGACUUUAGAAACGGCUCCUUUAAGAAUUUAAAUCAAUUAACUGGAUUACGCCUGAUUGAUAAUCAAAUUGGGAAUCUGAGCGUAGGCAUGUUUUGGGAUUUGCCGAGUUUGCAAGUUUUAAAUAUUGCGAAAAAUAAAAUACAGUCUAUAGAGAGAGGUACAUUUAGCCGCAAUGGACAACUGGAGGCUAUACGAUUGGACGGAAACUUCCUGUCGGACAUCAACGGUGUGUUUGCGACGCUCGCCAGCCUGCUCUGGCUAAACCUGUCGGAAAAUCAUCUAGUGUGGUUUGAUUAUGCGUUUGUGCCUAGUAAUUUAAAGUGGUUGGACGUUCACGGUAACUUUAUUGAACACUUGGGCAACUAUUAUAAGUUGCAAGAUGAAAUACAUAUAAAGACUUUAGAUGUUAGUCAUAAUCGUAUUGUAGAUAUAGGGCCUAUGGCCAUUCCUAAUAGUGUAGAAUUGUUGUUUAUAAAUAAUAAUUAUUUAAAUAAUAUUCAUGUGAAUACGUUUUUCGACAAAAAGAAUUUAACUCGUGUGGAUAUGUAUGCAAAUGAAAUUGUUAAUUUAGAGUUGAAUAGUUUACGUUUAUCUUCAGUGCCAGGUAACAAAACAUUACCAGAGUUCUAUAUCGGUGGCAACCCCUUUCAGUGUGAUUGUACAAUGGAAUGGCUACCGAUAAUUAACAAUAUGACUGCCAUGAGGCAGUAUCCUCGUGUGAUGGAUUUGGAAAAUGUUUUGUGCAAAAUGACAAAUACACGUAGUGGAACUCAUGUGCCCUUAACUAAUCUUAAAACAACGGACUUUCUAUGUGAGUAUGAGACUCAUUGUUUUGCUAUAUGUCAUUGCUGCGACUAUGACGCGUGCGACUGUGAAAUGACUUGCCCUCACAACUGUACUUGUUAUCACGAUCCAUUGUGGAACACUAACGUUGUUGAUUGUUCCGGACAAUCAUCUUUGGAAAUACCAAGUAAAAUACCAAUGGACGCAACUGAAGUAUUUUUAGACGGUAAUAAUAUUAAAGAAUUACAAAAUCAUGUAUUCAUUGGACGACAAAAAAUGCGAUCUUUGUAUGUAAAUAACAGUAAUGUUGAUAACAUUCAAAAUAGAACGUUUGCUGGUCUUAAUUCUUUAGAAAUUCUACAUCUAGGUAAUAACAAAUUAAAAGAUUUAAAAGGUUAUGAAUUUCAUCAGCUCAGUAGUUUAAAAGAACUUUUCUUACAAGAUAACCUUAUUAGUCAUAUCGCAAACAUAUCGUUUACUUCGUUAAAAUCUUUGGAAGUUUUACGUCUUGAGGGCAAUCGACUUGUUGAUUUUGGUGUAUGGAUUUUUAAUAACAAUCCAAAUUUAAAAGCAUUAUCUCUCGGUAAUAAUUUGUGGUCUUGUAAGUGUCGUUAUUUACAAGAACUAACAGCCUAUCUGGCUGAAAAUGCACAGAAAAUCGUUGAUAUAACCGACGUAUGGUGUUGGAACGGAGAUGCAAAGCCUCCACAGAAGAAGGAAUUAAAUUUAAACGGCACAGCCUGCAGUGAUUAUUAUGCCGAUAAUUCAGUUAUCGGAAACAUGUUAGUCUCUAACUACGUUCCCAUGAUGGUGUCGACUCUCACUGGGUUUAUGUUAAUUUUAUUGGCGCUUGUUGUAUUAUUUCUUUUUAGAGAUUCUCUUAGAGUGUGGCUUUACACAAAUUGUGGCAUUAGAGUAUUCUCAUUUGCUGGUACGUUUGAAGAGAAUGAAAAAUUAUAUGACGCUUACGUUUGUUAUAGUCCUAAAGAUGAGGAAUUUGUCGUGCAAUCAUUAGCAACUGAAUUAGAAAACGGUCAUCCAUCGUACCACCUUUGUUUACAUUAUAGAGAUAUCAUAAAGAACCAUAGUGAGCGCGAUAUCCUCCAACACCAUGCCGAGGCAAAUCAACAAUACAUACAAUGUGCCCCGCCAGUUGUCGAAGCUGCGGAGGCAUCUAAAAGAAUAAUACUCGUUUUAACAAGAAAUUUUAUGCAAACAGAAUGGUCCCGGUAUGAGUUCCGACAAGGGUUACACGAAGCGCUUAAAGGGUGCAUUUAUAAGUUGGUGCUAAUAGAGGAAUGUUCGGUAGUGGCGGACGCGCUGCGCGACCCGGAUUUACGACCCUAUCUUAAAACGGGAUCGCGCCUACAAUGGGGUCAAAAAAGGUUCUGGGAAAGGUUGAGAUACAUGAUGCCGGAUGUAUCGCACCAGAACCAUAAGACGCGAAGUCAAGGUUAUAGAAAAAAUAUAAAUACGUAUACGUUAGAUUCUUCAGUACCUAAUGGGAAUCGCACGUUGUCUUACCCUGACAAAUCUCCUGUGUUAGGGAUCGCGGGUCAGGGAGCGAGCGCACCACCCGAAUAUAGUACGGAGGUUCGACAGUCACCUUCGGCUAUUAGGCAAACGCAGGCCGUGGCGUACGGUCCAGACGGGAGACCUAUAUCAGAUCAUAUCUAUUCGUCGAUCGACUCAGACUAUUCCUCGCUAGAGCACGGCAUGACGGCCGGCAGACGGCGCGAGCUGCGUCAGUGGCCGCCGCCGCCCCCCCUGGUGGACACGGGUAGCACCGUGCAAGCUUACCUAGUCUAGAGGGCCCACGCCCAACUUCCAGUCACAACUAUGUAAAUAUGUAGAUGUUUAUAUUAGCUCGCUGUAAAUAUUGUAAUUAUUAGUAUUAAGUGCU